AUGGGCGGCCGCGCGGACAUCCGCGAGGAGCUGCGGAAGCUGAAGCUCAUUGCGGAGCACACGGAGGAGUGGGCGAGCAAGGUGACAAGCUUCCUUGUGGUGACUCAAGACCUGUGCAAGUCUGCGGCACACGUGCUGUGCCACUUGGAUGACGACGCUUGGGAAAUAGAGACUUUACUGGUGGCGGGUGCAGAGACGGUUGCUGAAGCAGUCUCACAGGUGGUGGAGCUGGCAAGGACAAGAAGUACCGAAGUGGUACGACAGUUUCAGAGGAAAUCCCAAGGUGUGAACCACAAGGAACUGCAUACCAAGGUUGAGCAGGCAUCGCUGGCUGUUGGGCUUGCCAUUUUUGAGACGCUGCAGCUGCAGGCUGAACAGUUCGGAAAGUUGUCCGAGAAGUCGAUCGGUGCGGCAAGGAAGCGGGCCAGCACUCUGGCUGCCAAGCUGCCCUCACUUCCCAGGAGUGAGAGUGGGAUGCCCCACGUGCUGAUGUCAAAUGGGAAGGGAGGGAAGGUGUGGGAUGACGGGCAGUCAGAGGCCACCGGAACUGGAACGGACGAUGUGGAGCUGGACUGGGAUGCCUUUGACAAUGACCUGAAGGCGAUGACGGAUGCUGUGGGCAUGGGCAUGGCCACCCCUGAGGAGGCCUUCCGCAGCGCCAAGUGCUUGGACAACCAGCCAAGCCCUGAGGCCAUGUACCCCUCCCCCAGCCCCGAGGCCUGUGGCUCGCCUCAUGCUGCCAGCGCAGAGUUCAAGGCCCUGCAGCUGCGCAUCGACGAGCUGGACGUGGAGAAGAGCAGUGCAUCGUUUCGGGCUUCUCAGGCGGAGCAGCGCGCCGAGGAUGCGGUUCGAAAGGCAGUUGAGGUGCAAGCGGUGGCGGACAAGGCGCUGGAGCGGGCACAGCGGGCAGAGGAGGCUCUCUGUCGGUUGCAAAGGGAGCGCGAGGAGUGGGAGAACCUGCACCCUCGCCACACGGACGAUGACUACAACGAGGUCCGCCGCGCCCUCAAGGAGGAGCAGAUGGCGCGCCUGUGCGCGGAGGAGUCCCUGCGGGCCGCGGAGGCCGAGGCGCGGCGCUUCCGCGAGGAGGCGCGCGCUGCGCACGAGGCCCACGCCAUGACCCAGUCCAUGGCGCGCAUGGCGGACGAGCAGCUCAGCGCGCGGCACAGCUGCCCGGACAUCGGCGACGAAAUCGAUCAUGGUCGCGGCGGGCUGGAAUCCACGGCCAGGGAUGUCGGAUCCCGGAGCGGAUGGGUUAGGGAUCGCCGCGGGUCGAUCGCCGAUGGGGAUGAGGGGAACGCUGGCGGUCGACCUGCAAGGGGGGCGAGGCGGGGGUCGAAGGAUGGGGGGUGGGGAUGGGGGGCCCGGGGGACCGGCAAGCGGGCGUCGUCUGAUGGCAAGUCGGGGCCAGCGGAGGAACCCGGCACAGUCCCGGCGCGAGGGGGGAUGGGGCUGGUGGGGAGGAUGUGGGGCGGGCGGGCGGCGAAUGCUGAUGCAGUGAAGGCACAGGGAGCAGGCGGAGGUGGGCCGAAGGGCGAGGAGGGGAGGAGGGAGGGCGGUGGCGAUGCGCCGAGGCCAGGUGAUGGCGGUGCGUCGAGGCCGGGUGAUGGGGAAGGGUAUGUGAAUCCGUUUGAGGGCGGGAGGGCGAUGGGGUCGGGUGCGGGAGAUGGAUACAGGAACCCGUUUGAGCCCAGCGGCGGCGCCCAUGGGGGAAAGGCUUCGGAGUCAGAGACUGCUGGCAGGGGGAAGAAUCAAUACGAGGCUGGGACUGCUGGCAGCCAGGGGGAAAGGCCAUCUGAGGUGGAGGCUGCUGGUGCAGGGAAGAAUCCGUUCGAGGGAGGUGGUCCGGAGCCUGCUGGGGAUGGGUAUGAGAACCCGUUCGAAGCUGCCCCGUCGGGGCCAGCCCAGGGGGGGGGCGGGUCCCCAGGCCCCAAUCCGUUCCUGGCGCCCAAGGGUGGGUCGAUGAAGGUGGCCCGAGAUGCUCCAGUGCCGGAAGGAGAGAAGGAUGGGUGGAACCCGUUCGAUGGGGGCGCACCAGCGGGCGGCACAAAUCCGUUUGGAGAGGAGCCGGUGGGGGCAGCGGCGGGCAGCAGCCAGGCAUGGAACCCCUUUGGGUAG
Ostreobium quekettii is the source of this 2118-nucleotide messenger RNA. The record is from the annotation of a GenBank genome assembly. Lineage: Eukaryota; Viridiplantae; Chlorophyta; Ulvophyceae; Bryopsidales; Ostreobiaceae.